Messenger RNA from Solanum lycopersicum (tomato), 1377 nucleotides. Its product is annotated as ubiquitin carboxyl-terminal hydrolase 20-like. Gene Ontology annotation, cellular component: nucleus; cytosol. The record is from RefSeq and is a predicted model, not a curated record. Gene Ontology annotation, molecular function: cysteine-type deubiquitinase activity. Gene Ontology annotation, biological process: protein deubiquitination. Lineage: Eukaryota; Viridiplantae; Streptophyta; Magnoliopsida; Solanales; Solanaceae.
AUGGAAAAAGCAACUGCAGAGAAUCUACAAAAUUCAUCUGACCGUAAAGCUCAGAAAACCAAAGAAACCAUAAAAAACAAUUUGGAUUUCCCAUUAGUAAAAAUUGAAGCCGAAGAAAAAUCAAAACAAAAGGAUUCAGGUUUGGAUGAACGGUCACCAACGUGGGGUCAACCUGAUUCAUUGACCAUUAGUUUUGAAUCUGAUUCUGAGUCAAUGGCCUAUACUACUUCUUCUGAUAGUAGUGAGAUUUCAUAUUCAUAUUUUGUCGAAUCGCCUCCUUUAGCAGUUGUGCCUAUUUCUUUUAUUGAGCCUGAGGAUUUCAAAGAGUCAGAUGAAAAACCUAUGCCUACUGAGCAUAGGCCUCUUAAAAUGGUGGGAGUUGGUAUGCGUAACUUAGGCAACACAUGCUUCUUUAAUGCGGUUGUGCAAUGUUUUAUGCACAGUGUGGUGUUGCUUCAACUUCUUGCGUUGUUUGAUCAUGUAUCACCGUGUGAUACUCACUUAACCGGAUUUUGCGUAGUUUGCAUGAUUCGACAGAUAGUUGACCUUUCUAUGUCUAGUGGCUCUGAUAAUGUCAUAUCAAACAAAAUUUUUAGCCACUUGAAUGAUUUUUCGCCUACUUUCCAUCCGAAUCAACAAGAAGAUGCACAUGAAUUCUUACAAUGCUUUCUCAAUAAGCUUGAAAGUUGUUGUUACAAUUUAGAUCCACGAGACAACAUUGUGAAGAAGGCCUUUGGUGGUCACCUAGUGAGCAUGCUUCGUUGUUUCAAUUGUUGUCAUUUAUCUAUCACACCCGAGCCUCUAAUAGACCUAAGCUUGGAGAUUGUGGACGUUGAUUGUGUACCAAAAGCAUUGGAGUCUUUCACUAAAAUCGAGAAUAUUGAAUUUUUUUGUGAAAAGUGCAAGACACAAGGUCCAUUUGAGAAGCAACUCCUCAUCGAUCAUGCCCCUUCUAUUGCUACCCUUUGUUUGAAGAGAUUCGUAAAUGACGGAUUUGAUAUUCAGAAGGAAGAAAUGAAGUACGAUCUGUACGCAGUUAUAGUGCAUUCGGGGUUUUCAAUCUCUUCAGGGCACUAUUACAGCUUCAUUCGUUGCAAUCCAAAUGAAUGGUACAAAUUUGAUGAUGAGCAGGUUCAUUGGGUACAUGAAGAUCAUGUUCUGGAAGAGCAAGCGUACAUUUUAUUUUAUACGAAGAGACACACUCUAUGGUUUACAGAUUAUACACAAAUCCACAAACCCUUCGUAAAUUUGGUUAUCCCCUCAACUUCUUCGUGCAUUCCAAAUAAUCAUGCUUCUGAUGUUGGUGAAUCUAAUCAUGUGGCAGAUGACACAUCUCCGAAGGCUACACCCAACAAGAGAAUCAAAGGAGACUAUUAG